This is a messenger RNA of Caenorhabditis elegans, 1755 nucleotides long. It is a transcript of the gene F19C7.4, whose product is annotated as Serine protease K12H4.7. The transcript is spliced from 9 exons. The record is from RefSeq and is marked reviewed. Gene Ontology annotation, biological process: proteolysis. Lineage: Eukaryota; Metazoa; Nematoda; Chromadorea; Rhabditida; Rhabditidae. Gene Ontology annotation, molecular function: serine-type exopeptidase activity. Bases 69 to 1697 code for a protein of 542 amino acids.
AUCAUCACGACUAACAAUCAACGGCGGCUGGCUACUGGAAACUUUUGGCAGUUGGUCAAACUUCAAUAAUGUCUCGGGUCUUAUGCCUCGUAGCUAUCUCAAUUGGGCUCACAAUAUGCCACGUUUCACCUCCAAUGGUCGUUGGAAGGCCUCGAGAAGGUCUAUUGACGGGUGAUCCCGCAGAAGGACCUACUACAGAUGCAAAAUAUAUGAUUUACUCGAAUAUUACACAGAAAGUCGACCAUUUCUCAAAUGGAACAAAUAUUGGAGUUUGGCAACAGCACUACCAAUACAAUUGGAAAUUUUACAACAAAACAACUGGAUACGUCUUCCUGAUGAUUGGUGGUGAAAGUUCCAUCAAUAAAACUAAUGGAGAUAGAUGGAUCCGUCAUGAAGGAGAAACCAUGAUGAAAUGGGUGGCAGAGUUCCAAGCCGCCGCUUUUCAAGUCGAGCACAGAUUUUACGGAUCUAAAGAAUAUUCCCCAAUUGGAGAUCAGACAACAGCGAGCAUGAAGCUUUUGACAAUUGAUCAGGCACUUGCUGAUAUUAAAGAGUUUAUUACUCAAAUAAAUGCACUUUAUUUCAAAGAUGACAAACCAAUUUGGGUGACAUUCGGAGGAUCAUAUCCUGGAUCAUUGUCUGCUUUCUUUAGAGAAACAUAUCCAGAAAUGACUGCAGGAGCAGUAUCAUCUUCUUCUGCUGUUCAUGUAUUUGUAGAUUAUUAUGGAUAUGCUAUUAAUACUGAAAAGACUUAUAGAACUGUUAGUGACUCCUGUGGAGAUGUUAUCAAGGUUGCAUUCCAAAAGCUUAUCACUAAAGCAUAUAAUGGAUCGGAUAGCCGUGCACUUCUUAAACAACAAUUCAAUCUUUGUGACAGCUUCGACGAGACGAAUCUAUCAAAAGCCGUGCAAUUUUUUUUCCAAAAUGUCUAUGGAUACUUUCAGAUAAUCAAUCAAUAUACCGGAGAUAAUAAGAGCAAUGCUACACGAUCCGGAUUGGGAGUUCCUGCAGCUUGUGAUCUUCUAAACAACGCGACAAUUGGAGAUGAGGUCCAGAGAGUUAUUGCUGUAAUGAAUCUUUAUGAUUCCUGGUUUAAGCCAUCAGCGUCUGGAUGCCGACCAAAUAAUUACACAGCUUUUAUUCAAGCCUAUUCGGACACUACAAUGCCCAAUGAGAACGUCAUUGGCACUCGCAGUUGGAUCUGGCAGACUUGCACGGAGCUCGGAUAUUAUCAGACUACUGACGGAGGAAAUGGUGGAAUCUUUGGAUCUACAGUUCCACUUGAUUUCUUCGCCGAUCAAUGCAUUGAUCUCUUUGGGCCGGAAUACACCCUGGAUAAUACUUUCAAACUCGUAGAUCAAGUUCGUACUAAAUACGGAGGAGCUGGCACAUAUCGUGGAACCAAUGUCGUUUUUCCAAACGGAUCCUUCGAUCCUUGGAAUGGUCUUGGCUACAAAUGGAAUAACACGAAUAAUAAUGUUGAUGCUUGGUUGAUCGAAGGAACAUCUCAUUGUGCUGAUAUGUAUCCAGCAAGCGAUUCGGAUAAACAAUCAUUGAAAGAUGCGAGAAUCCGGAUUCAUGGUCAUUUAUCCAGGUGGCUAUCAGAUGCACAGGCUAUUAGGCAGCAUUCAGGUUCCACUACAAACUUCUCAAUCUUCACCGCCAUCUCCAUUGUAAUUUUCAGCAUCCUAUUCUAACUUUCAAAAUAUUAUUUUUCAAAUUUUAUUCUAGAAAUAAUAAAAGUCCAAUUUUGAU